ACAUUACAUGACGAUACUUGCUCUUGCUUUUAAGCUAGUUUCUGUGCUAAAGCAAGUCAGUUUUGUAAAACCGGGCCCAAUUCCACACGGAAACAGGAAUAUUUACUCCAAUUAUCAUCUAAACUACCAAUUACACGAGAAACCAACUAAUUAACUACGCAGCGGCGGCAGUGCUAACACAGCUCCGGCAACGCGAGAGAGAAGAGAGCCACCCCUCUACCUGGAGAGGAAGCCAGGGACCGGGGGCAGUCAUGGCAGCGAACAUGUACCGGGUUGGAGAUUAUGUUUAUUUUGAGAACUCGUCCAGUAACCCACUGCUCAUCAGGAGGAUAGAGGAGUUGAACAAGACAGCCAAUGGGAACGUGGAGGCCAAAGUGGUGUGUUUUUACCGGCGCAGGGACAUCUCCAGUACACUCAUCGCCCUGGCAGACAAACAUGCAAGGGAGCUGGAGGAGGAGAUGGAGAAUCCAGAGAUGGCGGACCUCCCCGAGAAACAGAAACACCAGCUCAGACACAGAGAGCUCUUCCUGUCCCGCCAACUGGAGUCUUUACCUGCCACACACAUCAGGGGGAAGUGCUGUGUGACGUUGCUGAAUGAGACAGAAGCCUUGAAGUCGUACCUGGACAGAGAGGAUGCCUUCUUCUACUCGCUGGUGUACGACCCUCAGCAAAAGACUCUGCUGGCUGAUAAGGGGGAGAUCCGUGUUGGGAACAAGUUCCAGGCCGACAUCACCGACCUCCUGAAAGAAGGCGAGGAUGAUGGCAGAGACUUGGAGAAACUAGAGGAGAAGGUCUGGGACCCCAACAGCUCACUGACGGAGAAACAGAUUGACCAGUUCUUAGUAGUAGCUCGGUCAGUAGGUACGUUCGCCAGAGCCUUGGACUGCAGUAGUUCUGUCCGACAGCCCAGCCUUCACAUGAGUGCUGCUGCAGCCUCCAGAGACAUCACUUUGUUUCACGCUAUGGACACCCUCCAUGCCACCGGCUAUGACAUGACUCGAGCCAUUGCAGCGCUGGUGCCUCAGGGUGGGCCCAUCCUCUGCAGGGAUGAAAUGGAGGAGUGGAGCGCCUCGGAGGCCAACCUGUUUGAGGAGGCACUAGAAAAAUACGGCAAAGACUUCACUGAUAUCCAGCAGGAUUUUUUGCCCUGGAAGUCCCUGACGAGUAUUAUUGAGUAUUACUACAUGUGGAAGACCACAGACAGAUAUGUACAGCAGAAACGAUUAAAAGCAGCUGAGGCAGAAAGCAAGUUGAAGCAGGUCUACAUCCCUAACUAUAACAAGCCAAACCCCAACCAGCUGAGUAACAAUAUAAAACCAGCUCUGGUGAAUGGAGCGGCGGGGGCAAUGGUCCCAGGACCUCCAGGCUCAGGGCAGACCCCUAGCCUUGGCAGAGCCUGUGAAAGCUGCUACACCAGUAGCUCCUACCAGUGGUACUCGUGGGGACCUCCCAACAUGCAGUGUCGCCUGUGCGCUUCAUGCUGGACCUACUGGAAGAAGUACGGAGGGCUGAAGAUGCCCACAAGACUGGAUGGAGAGAGGCCUGGACCCAACCGCAGCAGCAUGAGCCCCCACGGCCUGCCCCGGCUGCACAGCGGCAGCCCCAAGUUCGCAGUGAAGACGCGACAGGCUUUCUACCUGCAGACUAAUGGCCUGACGCAGAUGGCACGCCGCCUCUGCCAGGACAUCAUCAGGCCGCGAUACCUGGCCAGGCACCCCUACCUCCCUGUCAACACAGCAGCCAUCAAGGCAGAAUGUGCUCUGCGGUUGCCAGAUGGGCCAAAAAAGCCUUUGCCACUGAAACCUGUGGAACGUAAACCUCUGGAGUCUGUGGUUCGGUAUUUAGAAGCACAUCCCCGUCCAGCCAAACCCGACCCCCCAAUUCGUGGAGGGACCAUCUCUACAGGCAGCCUGACGCCCAUAAAGUCGUCCCCCAUCCUCAACAAUGGCUCACCCACCAUCCUGGGCAAACGCUCCUAUGAACAGCACAACGGACUGGAUGGCACUAAGUCCAAAGCCCUGACUCCACAGUGGGACAUCAUGGCCAAACGGAUGAGCGAAGCGGGGCGGCCCUCUGUCUCCCUGCAGGACGAGGUACAUGAACUGGACUGAACACUCUGUGGAAAUGACCUCUACUACAAACCCCAGAGGGGGACAUGAAAUGGAAAGGCAUUUUCCAAUAAACCAUAGCCAAGGGCAGCUGAGGGAAGUUGAAGCUGAAAGGAGACGACAGCAUUGGCCACCUUUCUUCAGUCAGUACGGGUCUGUCACACUGCUGAAGACCAAUCGAUAAUCGAUCAGUUUGGCUGUGGUCAAUGAGAAGAUGAGCCUGACUGUACAGGACUGUGUUUAUUACUUACAUUUCUUGUUAUAACUGUCAUUGUAAUUAUUGCUAUUGUUAUAAUAAUUUUUUUUUUUUUACCAACUAUAACUCAGCUUAUUGUUUGUCGAUCAAACGAUGGAACUUGUGAAGUUUCAUGAAAAAUACUUGCAGAGCCCUGUGGAAAAGGGUGGAAGGACUGUAACAUAAGCCACUUGCAUCUUCUAUGUUUGUUUUGUUGUUGUUUUUUUAACAAGUUAAAUUUAACAAGAAGACGCACUUUUAUUUCAGCGACACGAGUUAACUCCUUGUCUUUUGUUUCAAUGAAUUUGAAUGCUUUACGGGAAAUCUUCUGUUUUGUGAGCCGGCCCUGCUCUUCGGCCAGAGAGGUUUAACUUAUUGAGAAAGACUUGCUGUUUUUUCUACCUUUUUCACAAGUAAUGCAUCUAUGCUUAGAUAAUGUAAUUAAAAAAGAUAAUUGAUUUUC
This is a messenger RNA of Siniperca chuatsi (mandarin fish), 2806 nucleotides long. RefSeq names its product metastasis associated 1 (gene mta1). Gene Ontology annotation, biological process: response to ionizing radiation; double-strand break repair; negative regulation of transcription by RNA polymerase II. Gene Ontology annotation, molecular function: histone deacetylase binding; chromatin binding; transcription coactivator activity. The transcript is spliced from 19 exons. Gene Ontology annotation, cellular component: nucleoplasm; NuRD complex. Lineage: Eukaryota; Metazoa; Chordata; Actinopteri; Centrarchiformes; Sinipercidae. Bases 252 to 2111 code for a protein of 619 amino acids. The record is from RefSeq and is a predicted model, not a curated record.